Messenger RNA from Drosophila ficusphila, 567 nucleotides. RefSeq names its product succinate dehydrogenase assembly factor 4, mitochondrial. Gene Ontology annotation, cellular component: mitochondrion. The record is from RefSeq and is a predicted model, not a curated record. Lineage: Eukaryota; Metazoa; Arthropoda; Insecta; Diptera; Drosophilidae. Gene Ontology annotation, biological process: mitochondrial respiratory chain complex II assembly. The coding region runs from base 65 to 451 and encodes 128 amino acids. The transcript has a single exon.
UUAUUUAACAAAAAUCAGACCUACAAUUCGAAGGUGCUAUUGAACCCUAAACUUUAAUCUCAAAAUGCUUCAAGCUUGUAGACCACUAAUUUCGCAAUGUGGAUUCCAGCUAACGAGGCGCAGUUUCUGCGCUCUAUUCAAAACUAAGGUAAAUUUAAAGUCAGAAGAUUUCGAAGAGAUGGAAACCCCGGCUAACAGGCAAAGAGUUGAGCUACCAAAACCGGAGAAAAAGCUGAGCAAACGCUAUGAGGAGUUUCGGGAGAAGCUGCGAUCGGAGGCGCCUCAGGGACCCCUUCCUGAAUGUGCACCACAUCCGGCCCACGAAAAGGAGCCACUGAAGCCCUGGCCCAAUAAUACCAAUCCACAUACUGGGGAAAUCGGAGGACAGGCGGGUCCAGAACCCACGCGCUAUGGCGACUGGGAAAGGAAGGGAAGAGUCACGGAUUUCUAGGAGAAUCCCAUCUUCACCUCGACACCUUUGUUUGGACAAUUUCUGAUUUAUUAACCGCGUUAACAACAGAAGCACUCUCAAUUUGUUACACGCUCGCUGGGCGGGGAAAACUGUGU